Molecule: messenger RNA, 1472 nt
Organism: Fragaria vesca subsp. vesca
Lineage: Eukaryota; Viridiplantae; Streptophyta; Magnoliopsida; Rosales; Rosaceae
Product: homocysteine S-methyltransferase 2-like
Exons: 6
Coding region: 53-1084 (343 amino acids)
Biological process (GO): S-methylmethionine cycle
Molecular function (GO): zinc ion binding; S-adenosylmethionine-homocysteine S-methyltransferase activity
Source: RefSeq, a predicted model, not a curated record
UGUAGUUGGAGUUGUGUUCGGUUUCCUCCAAACACAACAGGCGCUGUUCGGUAUGGGCAGUAGCAGCAAAACGGCGUCGUUGUCAAUGAGGGAGUUUCUCCGGCAGGCCGGCGGCGUCGCCGUCAUCGACGGUGGCCUGGCGACCGAGCUCGAGCGCCACGGCGCUGACCUCAACGAUCCUCUCUGGAGCGCCAAGUGCCUCCUGACUUCGUCUCACCUCAUUCGUCAGGUUCAUCUUGAUUAUCUUGAAGCUGGUGCUGAUAUCAUAAUCACUGCUUCCUAUCAGGCAACUAUUCAGGGUUUCGAGGCAAAAGGGUUUACGACUGAAGAGAGUGAAACGUUGCUGAGGAAGAGUGUGGAGAUUGCACGUGAGGCGCGGGAUAUCUAUAACAAAAAAUGUAGUGAGAAGUCAUGUAAUGACAGUGGGGAUGUUAGGAUUAUGAAGCAGCGGCCGAUUAUAGUUGCAGCAUCUGUGGGGAGCUAUGGGGCUUAUUUGGCUGAUGGGUCUGAGUACAGUGGUGAUUAUGGUGAGGCUAUGACGCUUAGAGCAUUGAAGGAGUUUCAUCGUAGAAGGGUCCAAGUCCUAACAGAAGCAGGUCCUGACCUACUUGCAUUUGAAACCAUUCCAAAUAAGCUGGAAGCUCAGGCUUUUGCUGAGCUUUUGGACGAAGAAGACAUAAAGCUUCCUGCGUGGUUUUGUUUCAACUCUAAAGAUGGAAUUAAUGUUGUGAGUGGUGAUUCUUUCCUUGAAUGUGCCUUAGUUGCUGAAUCCUGUGAGAAAGUUGUUGCUGUUGGGAUCAACUGCACUCCUCCUAGAUUUAUUCAUGGACUGAUCGCAAUAAUUAAAAAGGUGGCUACAAAACCAAUAGCUAUAUACCCAAAUAGUGGCGAAAGUUAUGAUCCUGAUAGAAAGGAGUGGGUACAAAACACUGGGGUAUCAGAUGAAGAUUUUGUUUCAUAUGUAAACAAAUGGUGUGAGGCAGGGGCUUUGCUUGUAGGUGGUUGUUGCAGAACAACUCCAAACACUAUCAGGGCCAUCUACAGAACCCUUCCCAACCGGUCAUCAUCUCCACCUGAACAGUAACCACACUGACUUCACAGAGAGAUAGCACUGUCAUCAUUAUGGAGCAAGAUUUUGACUACUCAUACCACAGAAGUAUGAAGACACGUUUUACAGUUUGCAGUCAAGGGGAGCCACCAACGAAUUUGCGAUAGGGGAUGCCUAGCGCGUCAUGUUUUGCCAUCCGGGUAGAGGGUGCAUGCGUGCAGAAAUGCAUAUAGUCAAGCGAAUUUCAGUUCUGUUUUCAGCUAUGUGUUUGCUUAAUCAGGUUAUGUAUUGACCACCGAGUCCUGUACAUUAUAACCAUGUCUAUCGCAGACUCUUAAUUUUCUUACACUCGAUUUGCAACAACAUAUGCUAAAUCUUGAAUCCGAAACCAAGAAAUACAUUGAUGAAAGAAACCCAUUAACAC